GGCCAACUGGUCACCAGGGUGGGGCAUAGUAGGGUCUGCUGUUGUUCUGCUUGUGUCCUGACUGUGUAACUAGAAGUGCUGAAUCAAUAGCCCAUAGCAUGACAGCUAGAAAGACGUAACGUUACCCAGUUUGAAACUUAUAUCCGUUCGUCCGGAGAUCCAAAACGGAGAUAGGUCUCAGCUUUUACGCAGACAGUGGUGCGAUUGCUCCAAUUCGCGCUUUGUUUUUGGAGCUUUUGUCUGUGCAUAGCUAGCAAGGAUCGACAAAAGGCAACGCAUUGACUGUGUGACAGAUGGGCUUUUGUGUGAAAUCUACGACUCACCACCAACAUGACCUCCAGCGUCACACGUAGAGUUGUGCGUGCGGGUGGGAGUUGUCUGGUGAUACGCAUUGUUGUGUUGGGGGAUGAGCCGUGCGUACCGCUGCUAGAGCUAUUUGCUCCUGGUCGAUUGUGGCUAGCGAGUGGCUCUAGCCUAUGAGUGGUCCACAAAGCAAACAGUUGCAUGUUCUCUGCAGAUUUCAAUAUCGAAACUCCACAGGCACCAAGCAGGCAUCUUUCUUAUUUUAUUAGUAACUGAACAGACCCCCAGUAUCGCCCGUUGGAUGAGAACACUGUGUACGGAUUUAGAGCCACUUAGCAGGCCGUGUCGCCAUUGCUUUGUAAGGCUGCUGGCUGGCUACCGUCUUCCUCAACUAGCAAAGCUGCUCGUGAAUCCGAGCAACACGGAGCGCCAAGAUGAAGAAGAAAGCUCGGCAGCACCGGGUUGCGGUGCCGCAGAGGCCCUCGUCUCCCAUCAAGCCUUCCCCCAACAAGCAGAUCCUGACUUACGCCCAGGCGCAGCGCAUGGUGGAGUUCGAUCUUGAUGGCCGCCUCCAUCGGAUCAGCAUAUACGACCAGCUGGACGUGAUCUCGGACGACGACCCCAUGGUGCAGGAGAUGAUGGAGUGCACCAGCAAUAAGGAGAAUGCUGAGAAACCACAGCAGCAGGUCCUCGUGAGGUCAGUCAGACUAAAAAACAGCCAGGAGAAGAGAAACGCUGCCCUGGGCAUCACUGUCCAUUCAGAGGGAGGCGGCCAUCAGGCUGCUAGUAUUGCCGCUCCAAAGCUUCAGGAGCCCAAAUUUCGUACGGUGGAGUAUAAUCUUCCAGCAGUUCCUAAGCGCUCAGCUGCCUUUUACAAAUACACGGAGAAGACGGAGGAAGAGCUGGACGAGGAAACGGAAUACGACAUGGAUGAGGAAGAUUAUGCCUGGCUGGAUUUAGUGAACAAAAAACGGAGAAGCGAAGGGGUCAGUCAGGUCUCUCACAACGUCUUCGAGUUCCUCGUCGACCGCUUUGAGAAAGAGCUGCACUUGGAGAGUCUGGACCAAGGCAGCGAAAAGCAAGCCCCCAUCGACGAGGACGCCGUCUGCUGCAUCUGCAUGGACGGAGAGUGUCACAACAGCAACGCCAUCCUGUUUUGUGACAUGUGCAACGUGGCCGUGCACCAGGAAUGUUACGGCGUGCCCUACAUUCCCGAGGGCCAGUGGCUUUGCAGACACUGCCUCCUGUUGCCCACGCAGCCCGCAGACUGCGUCCUUUGCCCCAACAAGGGCGGAGCGGUGAAAAAGACGGACGACGACCGCUGGGGCCACGUGGUGUGCGCCCUCUGGGUCCCCGAGGUCGGCUUCUCCAACACCACCUUCAUCGAACCCAUUGACGGCGUCAGCCACAUUCCUCCGGCCCGCUGGAAGCUCACCUGCUACCUCUGCAAGGAGAGAGGUGUCGGGGCGUGCAUCCAGUGCCACAAAGCCAACUGUUACACCGCCUUCCACGUCAGCUGUGCCCAAAAGGCCGGCCUCUUCAUGAAGAUGGAGCCAAUCAAAGAUGUAACGGACACCGGAGAGCCCACGUUCUCUGUGAAAAAGACUGCCUACUGUGGAGCUCACACUCCUAACGGGUGUGUAAGGAAGCCUCUUACAAUCUAUGAUGAGGCCAAACCCAGAAACGGACUGUGUAAGAAAGUGGACAAAGGGAGAGGCAUUGGUAAACGACGUUCAAAAGGAAAGAAGAAGAGUAAAAAGCCGGAACCUGAACCUGAAGCUGCAACCCUUGCUACUGUGCCUACGUUUCCUGCUCACAGGUUACAAACCAUUCUGAACCAGGUGUCCAUUCAGAAGAAGAAGGCGUUCGUGGAGCUGGUCCUAAAUUACUGGACAUUAAAGAGGCAAUCCAGGAACGGGCUUCCCCUCAUCAGACGCCUUCAGACAAGCAUGCAGUCUCAGAAGAACACGCAACCGCGGCAGUGUGAGGAGGAGAGCAGGGCCCUGAAGGACCAGUUGAAGGAGUGGCACCGCCUCCGACACGACCUGGAGAGAGCCCGGCUGCUGCUGGAGCUAAUCCGCAAGAGGGAGAAGCUCAAGAGGGAAGAGAUCCGACUGCAGGAGACCCUCCUGGAGAUACAGUUGAGUCCCUUCAGUAUUUUGCUCAGAGCCCUGUUGGACCAGCUCCAGACUAAAGACCAAGCCAAGAUCUUCACCCAGCCGGUGGAUGUCAAUGAGGUGCCCGAUUACCUCGACCACAUCAAGCACGCAAUGGACUUCUCCACCAUGCGGCAGCGCAUCGAUGCACAGGCCUACAACAACUUUGAACAGUUUGAGGACGACUUCAACCUCAUUAUUGAUAAUUGCAUGAAAUACAACUCAAAGGACACGUAUUUCUACCGGGCUGCUGUUCGCCUCCGAGACCAGGGCGGGUCCCUGCUCAGAAAGGCCCGGCAAGACGUGGAGAAAAUCGGCUUUGACGCGGAGAGCGGCGUGCAUCUGGCCGAAGCUCCGGAAAUCAAAGCACCCACAUCCUUUUCUUGGGAGGACGUGGACCGCCUACUGACGCCAGCCAGUCGGGAGCACCUGUCUCUGGACAAGCAGCUGCAGCAGCUACUUGAGAAGUUUGACAUGACCUGUGCCAUGAAGUCCAGCCCCUCCCGCAGCAAGCGCCUGAAGCUGCUCAAAAAGACCAUCAACGAUGUGCGCAAUGAAAUGAGCCUAAAGAGAGUCCUGCCCUCCAGCCACCACCACCACCAUCACCACCACCACCAUCACCACCACCACCACCAUUCGACUCCCUCCACGUCAGCAUCAUCUUCAUCGGCUGCCCCCCGCCCAGAGUUGAGUACACCUAAAGAAGAGAGAUUGAAGCCCAAUGGACUUUUUCCAGAUGACGAGGGAGACAAGUCUCUUCCUCCUAAACUGGAGCCUUCGGACUCCAUCCCCCUCCUCAACCACUCGGACAGCGACCCCGGGCCCCCCACCCUCAAACCAAUCGACGCCGCCCCGGACUGCGAAGACACGCAUCCGAGCAAGUUCGCGCGGUUUGACGGGGAAAUACCAGAGCUGCUCUCCUCCGCCCCUCGCCUCAACGGCCACUCCCGCCGCGACGGCCUCCAGAGCUCGCUGCUGCACGGGGACGUGAGUGUGGUGGCCACGUCGACCCUCGCAGAGCCCACGGGCACGGUCAACCGGCGGACCGCCGUGCUCUUCCGCAAGUCGAAGGCUGCCAGUCCCUACAAGCCCCCGAGGAGAGGGGACGAGGCAGGCGGCGGCGGCGGAGUCGACGGCAAAGAGGGCGAGGAGGAGGAGGAGGAGGAGGAGGAGGAGGAGGACGACGCUGAAGACGGCGCACAGCUGGGCUCCAAAUCCUUCCUGUCGGUGGUCAUACCCAGGCUGGAGACGCUGCUUCACAGCAAGAAGAGGAAGCACAGCGGCAGCAGGGACAGCGAGGAGGAGGAGGAGGGAGGAGAGGGAGAGCACGAAGAGGAGGGAGAGUCCCCUGUGAAGCGACUCGACACUGGCUUGUCGAGCGGUUUUCUGGAGGUGGACGAUGAGCAGGACCUAGUAGGCUCUAGUAGAGCCAGUAGGCUUGUGGAGCCACGAAGACGCUGUGCCUCUGAGUCCUCCAUCUCCUCAUGUAGCAGUCUGCCAGGAAGCACCAGCACUGUUCUCAGUCUUCCAAAAUGUGGGAAAGGGAAACCCGCCUUGGUCCGGAGAAACACUGUGGACGAUAAGAGCGAACUAAUCGCCUGCAUCGAAACCGGGAAUUUUGCAAAAGCUGCUCGAAUCGCUGCCGAGGUUGGCAACAGCAAUAUUUGGAUGCCCGCUAGUGCUGCAACAGUUGCAUUGGAACCCCUAAAGCUAGUUUGGGCCAAAUGUAGUGGAUACCCUUCCUACCCUGCCUUGAUCAUCGACCCGCACAUGCCACGCGUAGGCUGCCAGCACAACGGGGUGUCCAUCCCCAUGCCCCCCAUGGACGUGCUCCGCAUCGGAGAACAGAUGCAGUACAAAGCCGAAGAGAAGCUCUACCUCGUCCUCUUCUUCGACAACAAGCGCAGCUGGCAGUGGCUUCCUAGAUCCAAGAUGGUUCCUCUGGGAUUGGACAAGACCAUAGACAAAAUCAAAAUGAUGGAGGGACGCACGUCCAGCGUUCGCAAGGCCGUCCAGAUCGCCUACAGCCGCGCCAUGAAUCACCUGAGCAUAGUGCAGGACGAGCCAGUCAGCGACCUCAGUGACGUGGACUGAUGCCACUCGCUGACUCUCUCCCCUCACACACACACACACACACACACAAACCUUUACCUCUCCUGUACCAAAUACCUUCCUCUCCGCCAACUUCUCUCGCUCCAUUUCUGCAGGAGACUCAAAUGUUUACUGGGCACCUGCUGUAACAGGUGGUGUCUCUUCCUCAUCCAUUCCUACUCACGCCCACACUCUUACCAUGUGCCGAUGGGAUACGGCUGCUGCUGAAAUGAAUGUGUCUAUCUUAUCCUCUCCACCUCCUGGCCCGUAACUGUGCUUAGAGACAGCUCCUUUAUGUCCCCCCCCCCCCUUCCCCGCCUCCACCAAUCACGACUGUCAUUUCAAGGCGAAAACCCCGUCCGUGAUUGAUUCCUUACAUCUUGGCAGCCUUACCAAACUCUCCUGUGGUGUCAGGACUUUGUAGUAAGGCAAGAACUCAACACCGACUGCUACAUUUUGACCGUGACUGAUCGGUCGGUUAAUUUGGCAGGCAGCCAAUCAUUAUUUCUCUUACAAGUUAUUAAAAAAAAAAAAAAAAAAAAGAAGCAUCGAGUAGCUUGGUAAAUCAGCUACAUGAAAAGCUUUUUCCGUUGUAGCCUUUAAUUACCUUAUGUCAAGGUCACAUUUACAUACUGGUCAUCUCCAUUUACAAAUACCUUCCUUUUGUAUUUAAACUGUAAAUAAUCUGUACAGUUGCCUGACACUAACUUAUUUUGUAGUUUUGACAUAAAUGGGUACUGUACAGGAGUUUUCUUAGUAUUUAUACUUGAUGCAUUCUUGGCACUAACAUGCGAGUGCUAUUUUGACAGUGAUGUAUGAUCUAGGAGAAUAAAAGUGCAAAAGCCUUAGUAUUAAGGAGAUUAGGGCUAAAAAUGUAUUCAUUUUUUUAAGUUAUUGAAGUUUAUAAUCGUAAGCUUCCAUUUGGCAUUAAUCCUUUUUGUAUUCCAAAAUAGUUUUAGUAUAUUUUUGUUCAUAUAUAUAUUUAUAUGAUUUAAAGUCUCUGAAGCUCAUACAGGCAGUCUGAUGUCGUGGACCCAGAACGUAUAUAUUGUUCUCAAGAAACCAAAAAAGUUGCUACCCCAGAAGUUUUUUUUUUUUUUUUUGUUUGUUUUUCUUUUGCUGAUUCAUUUCCUGUGUGAUGUGUGAAAUUGUUGCCAAAAAAAGAAGAAAAAAAAAAAAAAAGUAUAAAGUGUAUUUUUAUGUGAUGCAUUUGACUGUUACUUGGUUUUGCUGUAGUCGUGGGGAGACGGGCCUGCGGUGACUUAUUGUAAAGUAUUUGCAUUACUUUAUAUCCAAGGAAAGACGUGCGAAGUGAUUGUGAUAAAGUGGCACAUUGCGUGGUGGAUACUUGCCUUCUUUUUAAGUAACCUUUUCUAACUUUUUUUUGUAGUUGUAGACUUCAAGACAUUUCAUUUUAUACUAUUGCCUAUUUCUUCUGGGUAGCAUUGGGCCGUUUUGAUAUAUUUCAUUUUGUACUUUACUGUCGUAGUAUUUUUUUUUUUUUUAAAUCAGGUCAUAUGAAAUAUUGC
Anarrhichthys ocellatus (wolf-eel) is the source of this 6079-nucleotide messenger RNA. RefSeq names its product bromodomain containing 1a (gene brd1a). Gene Ontology annotation, molecular function: protein binding. The transcript is spliced from 13 exons. Bases 738 to 4553 code for a protein of 1271 amino acids. The record is from RefSeq and is a predicted model, not a curated record. Lineage: Eukaryota; Metazoa; Chordata; Actinopteri; Perciformes; Anarhichadidae. Gene Ontology annotation, biological process: regulation of transcription by RNA polymerase II.